CUGUAAAACUAUGGGUCAGACUGGAUUCAGGUCGGUUAAUUCAGAGCUGCACUAUUCCAAGUAGAAAGUGAUAGUGGUUGGGUUAGCAUGCUGGUAGUUGAGAUGGGUUAAAGAUUGAAGAGAUACAGUUGAGCAGCAGAAAUAGCAGAAUUUGGGGUAAACUGUCUGGGAUGGGGAGGAGCAGUGGCUCUCAAUCAUAAGCAUCCUCCUUCCUGCCCACUCUAGACCAUGUGAUCCAGAGGCCAUACCCUUUUGCUCUCCUGCUGCCCAGCACAUUACUUUGGGUUCCAGUUUGAUAAGGAAAGACUUCCUGUGGUGAAAACUGAAGGGAAGAGGAGACAGCUGGCCCAUUCUUGCUUAGGAGGUUGUUGGUGAAGGAAGAUGGCCAGAACUUUGUGUACACUGCAUGCCCUCUGGCUUCUGGAAUGGGCACUGCUGCUCUUGGGACCUACUGCUACCCCUCCAGCCUGGGCCUUGAACCUCGACCCAGUUCGAGUCACCUUCUAUACAGGCCCCAAUGGCAGCCACUUUGGAUUUUCAGUGGAUUUUCACAAGGACAACCAUGGGAGAGUGGCCAUCGUGGUUGGCGCCCCGCGGAACCUGGGCCCAACCCAGGAGGAGACUGGCGGCGUGUUCCUGUGCCCCUGGAAGGCCGAGGGCGGCCAGUGCAAUUCGCUGCUCUUCGACCUCAGAAACGAGACCAGAAACACAGGCUCCCAAACUUUCCAGACCUUCAAGACCCGGCAAGGAUUGGGAGCAUCGGUUGUCAGCUGGAACGACGUCAUUGUGGCCUGCGCCCCCUGGCAGCACUGGAACGCCCUAGAAAGGACCGAGGAAGCUGAAAAGGCGCCCGUGGGGGGCUGCUUCGUGGCUCACCUCCAAAGCGGCCGCAGAGCGGAAUACUCACCUUGUCGGGCUAACCUCAUGAGCUCGUUUUACAAAAAAAAUUAUUUUAGCGGAGACAAGCGGUACUGUGAAGCGGGCUUCAGCUCUGUGGUCACCCAGGCUGGGGAGCUGGUGCUUGGGGCCCCUGGCGGCUAUUUUUUCUUAGGUCUCCUGGUCCGGGCUCCAAUUGCUAAUAUCAUCUCCAGUUACCGGCCCGGCACCCUUUUGUGGCACGUUCCCAACCAGCGCUUCACCCAUGACUCCAGCAGCAUAGAGAACUUCGAUGGCUACCGGGGAUACUCAGUGGCUGUGGGCGAGUUCGAUGGGGAUCUGAACACCACAGAGUAUGUCUUCGGUGCCCCUACUUGGAGCUGGACUUUGGGAGCGGUGGAAAUUUUGAACUACCAAUACCAGAGGCUGCACCAACUGCAUGGAGAGCAGAUGGCUUCAUAUUUCGGGCACUCGGUGGCAGUCACUGAUGUCAAUGGGGAUGGGAGGCACGACCUGCUAGUGGGCGCCCCAUUGUACAUGGAGAGCCGGGCUGAUCGCAAGUUGGCCGAGGUGGGGCGAGUAUACUUGUUCCUGCAGCCCCGACUGGGCAUUCCCAGUCUCCUGCUGACUGGCACACAGCUCUACGGGAGAUUUGGCUCGGCCAUUGCACCCCUGGGUGACCUCAAUCAGGAUGGCUACAACGAUGUUGCAGUGGCCGCACCCUAUGGAGGUCCCAGUGGUCUGGGCCAAGUGCUGGUGUACCUGGGUCAGAGUGAGGGGCUGAGCUCACGCCCAUCCCAGGUCCUGGACAGCCCCUUCCCCACAGGCUCUGGCUUUGGCUUCUCCCUUCGAGGAACCGUGGACAUUGAUGACAAUGGAUACCCAGAUUUGCUGGUGGGAGCUUAUGGGGCCAGCAAGGUAGUUGUGUACAGAGCUCAGCCAGUGUUGAUGGCCACUGUCCAGCUGCUGGUCCAAGAUUCCCUGAAUCCUGCUGUGAAGAACUGUGUCCUACAGCACACCAAGGUGCCAGUGAGCUGCUUCACCAUCCAGAUGUGUGUGGGAGCCACGGGGCACAACAUUCCUCAGAAACUUUAUCUAAACACUGAGCUGCAGCUGGACCGCCAGAAGCCCCGUCAGGGCCGGAGGGUGCUACUGGUGGACUCUCAACAGGCGACCCUCAACCUGAGGCUGGACCUGGGUGAAAGUCACACCCCCACCUGCCACACCACCACAGCUUUCCUUCGAGAUGAGGCAGACUUCCGGGACAAGCUGAGCCCCAUCGUGCUCAGCCUCAAUGUGUCCCUGCCUCCCAAGGAGAAUGGAGCAGCCCUUGCUGUUGUGCUGCAUGGAGUUACCCAUGUCCAGAAGCAGACCCGGAUCAUCCUGGACUGUGGGGAAGAUGACCUCUGCGUUCCCCAGCUUCAGCUCAAUGCCACCAUGAAGGGGUCACCACUGCUAAUCGGAGCUGACAAUGUACUGGAGCUGCAGAUGGAUGCAGCCAACGAGGGUGAAGGGGCCUAUGAGGCAGAGCUGGCAGUGCACCUGCCUUCAGGCACCCACUAUAUGAGGGCCCUCAGCAACAUUGAGGGCUUUGAGAGGCUCAUCUGUAACCAGAAGAAGGAGAACGAGACCAGGGUGGUGCUGUGUGAGCUGGGGAACCCCAUGAAGAAGGGCGCCCAGAUAAGAAUUACAAUGUUGGUGAGUGUGGAGAACCUAGAAGAGGCUGGAGAGUAUGUGUCCUUCCAGCUGCAGGUCAGGAGCAAGAACAGCCAGAAUCCAAACAGCAAGACUGUGCAGCUGAAUGUUCCAGUCCGGGCAGGUGCCAAAGUAGAACUUCGAGGGAACUCCUUUCCAGCCUCCCUGGUGGUGGCAGCAGAAGAAGGUGACAGGGAGCAGAACAGCUUAGACAGCUGGAUUCCCAGAGUGGAGCACACCUAUGAGCUCCACAAUGAUGGCCCUGGCACUGUGGGGGGCCUCCACCUCAGUAUCUACCUCCCCGGCCAAUCCCAGCCCUCUGAUCUGCUCUACAUUCUGGACAUACAGCCCCAGGGGGGGCUUCAGUGCUCCCCACAGCCCUCCCCCAACCCCCUGAAGCUGGACUGGAGGCUUCCCACCCCCAGCCCUUCCCUCACUCACCCAGCCCAUCACAAGCGGGAGCGCAGACAGGCGGUCCUGCCAGGGCCCAAGCAGCCUGAGCAGCAGAAGCCAGUACUGGUGAGCUGCGACUCGGCGCCUUGUACUGUGGUGCAGUGUGAGCUGCUGGAGAUGACGCGCGGGCAGCGGGCCAUGGUCACAGUGCGGGCCUUUCUGCAGCUGCCCAGCCUCCGCGAGAGGCCGCUGGAGCAGUUUGUGCUGCAGUCGCACGCGUGGUUCAACGUCUCGUCCUUUCCGUACAAGGUGCCGGCGCUCAGCCUGCCCAGUGGGGAAGCGCUGGUGCGGACACAGCUGCUUCGAGCCUUGGAGGAGAGAGCCAUUCCGAUCUGGUGGGUGCUGGUGGGUGUACUGGGCGGCCUGCUGCUGCUCACACUCCUGGUUCUGGCCAUGUGGAAGGUUGGCUUCUUCAAGCGGAAUCGGCCACCUCUGGAAGAAGGUGAAGAGGAGGAGUGAUCGUUCCUCUGGCAGGAAGGCUAGGGGUGGCACCUGCUCUGCCCCUUCAUCUCCAGCCAGCUGCCCCUGGCUCUGACCUCCGUGGGUUGGAGCUGUUCCAUGGGAUCUCCUGUGUCCUUCUUCUCCCAACAGAGUUUCCUACCUUCUUUCCUGUUGCCUAAUAAAGAGGCUGACC
Castor canadensis (American beaver) is the source of this 3658-nucleotide messenger RNA. It is a transcript of the gene Itga2b, whose product is annotated as integrin subunit alpha 2b. Gene Ontology annotation, biological process: integrin-mediated signaling pathway; angiogenesis; cell-cell adhesion. The record is from RefSeq and is a predicted model, not a curated record. Gene Ontology annotation, cellular component: integrin complex; external side of plasma membrane. Gene Ontology annotation, molecular function: integrin binding. Lineage: Eukaryota; Metazoa; Chordata; Mammalia; Rodentia; Castoridae.